UUCGCAAUGAAAUGGGUGUGAGGUAAAAAAGAAAAAAAAAGAAAAGAAAAGAAAAAAAGCAUCCAGAGCUACAGUCUUGCAGAUCACACUUAGUUCUAACGCAACACUGAUAGACACAGUGAUUCAUGCUUUUAGAAUUUGUAUAUGUUUACUGAAGAAACAAAUUCAUUUGCAGAGCAUUAUUUGGACUCUUUUUAAUCAACGUUUGUGCAUUAGUCAGUCAAUAGAAAAGAUGACAACUCAAAGCGGGAUUUUGAUUAAAGGAGGGAAGGUGGUAAAUGAGGAUUUCUCGGAGAUGGCAGACGUGUUUAUUGAAGAUGGAGUUAUCAGUGAAGUUGGCUCAGAUCUGCAGGUAGCAGCCGGCACACGGGUCAUCGAUGCCACAGACAGACUCGUGCUGCCGGGUGGAAUAGACACUCACACACACAUGGAGCUGUCAUUCAUGGGCACCACAGCUGUGGAUGACUUUCAUACCGGUACCAAGGCCGCAGUCGCAGGAGGCACGACCAUGAUCAUGGACUUUGUCAUCCCACAGAAAGGGUGUUCACUCGUGGAAGCCUAUGAGCGGUGGAGAAUAACGGCUGACCCCAAAGUCUGCUGUGAUUACUCCCUUCAUAUGGCAGUAACCUGGUGGGAUGACACUGUCAAGAAGGAAAUGGAGACUCUUGUUCGCGACAAAGGUGUCAACUCUUUUAAGAUGUUCAUGGCAUACAAAGAUGUCUUCAUGCUGCGUGACAAUGAGCUCUAUGCCGUAUUUGCCCAGUGUAAAGAGAUCGGAGCAAUAGCUCAAGUCCAUGCAGAGAAUGGCGACCUUAUUGCAGAGGGUGCAAAGCGUAUGCUCUCUCUGGGCAUCACGGGUCCUGAGGGCCAUGAGAUGUGUCGUCCGGAGGAAGUGGAGGCCGAGGCCACACAACGCGCCAUCACUAUCGCCCAUGCUGCUAACUGCCCGCUCUAUGUAGUGCACGUCAUGAGCAAAUCUGCAGCGAAGGUGGUGGCUAAUGCUCGCAGGAAUGGUCGAGUGGUGUUUGGAGAGCCCAUUGCAGCUGGACUGGGCACAGACGGCACAAACUAUUGGCAUAAGGAUUGGACUCAUGCUGCUGGUUUUGUCAUGGGCCCACCUUUGAGACCAGACUCCAGUACCCCUGGAUAUCUGAUGGACCUUCUGGCCAAUGAUGAUCUAAGCGUGACAGGGACAGAUAACUGCACAUUCUCAGUGUGCCAGAAAGCCCUUGGGAAAGACGACUUCACCAAAAUCCCAAACGGAGUCAAUGGUGUUGAAGAUAGGAUGUCUGUUAUAUGGGAAAAGGGAGUGCACAGCGGAAAAAUGGACGAAAACCGGUUUGUAGCUGUCACCAGUACUAACGCAGCAAAAAUCUUCAACUUUUAUCCUCGAAAAGGGAGAAUUGCUAAAGGCUCUGAUGCAGACCUGGUCAUAUGGGACCCAAAAGCCACCAGGGUGAUUUCAGCAAAGACUCACCACCAGGCUGUGGACUACAACAUUUUUGAGGGAAUGCUAUGUCAUGGGCUUCCAGUGGUCACAAUCUCCAGGGGGAAGGUGGUUUAUGAAAACGGGCAACUGUUCACAAAACCGGGAAUGGGACAAUACAUCCCACGGAAACCCUUUUCUGAAUUUGUGUAUAAAAGAAUUAAUCAGCGGGAACAGGUUGCAAAGCCCUGUGCUGUGCGCAGGGAACCAUACACUGGAGAAAUAAUAUCCAUAGCCCCGAAAAGAUCCUGAAUCAUGGAAGAAACAUGGUUUAUACGGAUGUUUUAUAAGAUGAAUUUGCAGUAUACUAAAACAAAGACUCCAGUUAUAACCAAAAAAGGGCUUUGCCAUAGAAGAAACAUUUCAAGCUUCACAAAGAACUUUUUAGUUCUGUGAAGAACCCAGAAACCACUGCACUGCUCUGAAGAACCCAAAAAUCUGUACACUCAACUCAAGAACCGUCUACAGUGAAAAAAAUGGUGCUGCAAGGAAUGACGGAAGAACCAUUUAUGCAUUAGUGAUAAACAAUGAUCAAUUCUGAUAUAUAUUUUGUGUUUUGAAUCACCCCCCAAAAAUGCCAAAGAGUAUUGUCAAAAACAUUUAUUUUUAGCUACAAAAUGUUUUAAUACAUUUUUAUAUGAUCAGACUCUGAGAAGACAUUAAUUUUUUCAUGAUAAAAACGACUUUUAUUCAGCUAGGAUGCAGUAAAUUGAUAAAAAGUGACACGAAAGACAUAUGUAAUAUAUUACAAAAGAUAUAUAUUUCAAAUAAAUGCUAUAUACAUAUAUACAAAUAUGUACAAGUAAGUAUUAACUGUUUACACCAUUGCUCAUAAGAAAUGUUUCUUGAAAAUUCAACUUUACUAUCAAAGGAAUAAAUUCUGUAAAAUAUAUUAAAAUAGAAAAGAGUUAUUUUAAAUUGUAAUAAUAUUUCACAAUAGUAUUGUUUUUAGUGUAUAUGUGAUCAAAUAAAUAGAGCCUUGGUGAGCAGAAGGUCUUUCAAAAUCAUUAAAAAAAUCUUACCAACCUUAAACACU
Molecule: messenger RNA, 2522 nt
Organism: Onychostoma macrolepis
Lineage: Eukaryota; Metazoa; Chordata; Actinopteri; Cypriniformes; Cyprinidae
Gene: dpys
Product: dihydropyrimidinase
Exons: 9
Coding region: 233-1738 (501 amino acids)
Biological process (GO): pyrimidine nucleobase catabolic process
Cellular component (GO): cytoplasm; cytosol
Molecular function (GO): dihydropyrimidinase activity
Source: RefSeq, a predicted model, not a curated record